UUCUCAUAUCGGUGCAGCAGAGCAGACAGAGACAGCUGAAGACGGUUGUUUGUGUACAUUUUUGUGUACACAAAAUUGUGUCAUGUAGAUUUGAGGUGCAUCGCCAAGGGUUCCUGUACAUUUACUGGCGUAGGGCCGGUCUGCAACGAGACGUUGGUUCUUGAGUCGCCGGUCGGUGCGUUCAGCGCAUCAACUCUCAUGCAAUGGCCGACAAAGUAACACUAGCUGAUGCUCUGUCAAAUGUUGAUGUACUGGAUGAGUUGACGUUACCAGAUGAGCAGCCAUGCAUAGAAGCUCAGCCAUGCUCAGUGGUUUACCAAGUUAAUUUUGAUACAAACUUUGAAGACCGGAAUGGGUUCGUCACAGGUGUCGCCAAGUACAUUGAAGAAGCAACUGUUCAUUCGAGUCUCAAUGAACUGCUUGAAGAGGGUGUGGAACAUGCUGUCAUGCUGUACACAUGGCGUUGCUGUUCGCGUGCUAUCCCACAACCCAAAUCAAAUGAGCAGCCCAACCGUGUUGAAAUUUAUGAAAAGACUGUGGAAGUCCUGGCACCAGAAGUUAACAAACUGUUAAACUUCAUGUACUUCCAGAGCAAGGCUAUUGAACGCUUUACAUCAGAAGUGAAGCGGUUGUGUCAUACUGAGAAGCGCAAAGAUUUCAUCUCUGAAGCAUACAUGCUAACAUUGGGAAAAUUUAUAAAUAUGUUUGCAGUUUUAGAUGAGCUCAAGAAUAUGAAGUCAAGUGUUAAAAAUGAUUAUUCCACUUACAGAAGAGCUGCCCAGUUUCUGAAGGUUAUGGCUGAUUCUCAAACAUUACAAGAGAGCCAGAACCUCUCUAUGUUUCUGGCAACUCAAAACAAAAUUCGUGAUGCAGUAAAGGAAAAUUUGGAAAGAGUUCCUGGCUUUGAAGAUCUUCUAGCAGAUGUUGUUUCUUUAUGCGUUCAUAUGUUUGAGACUCGUCUCUAUUUAGCACCUCAUGAAAAGCAUAUGCUUGUCAAAGUAAUGGGCUUUGGUCUGUUUCUUAUGGAUGGAGAACCUCAAAGUUUGACUAAAUUAGAUCAAAGGAAAAAACUCAACCUGGCUAAAAUAGACCGAGUUUUCAAGAACUUGGAAGUUGUCCCUCUUUUUGGAGACAUGCAAAUUGCUCCAUUCAAUUACAUAAAACGCAGUAAGAACUUUGAACCCAGCAAAUGGCCUCUGUCUUCUUCAAACAACAUCAGCCCUCAGGCAGACUUGAUGGUACAUCUUCCUCAGAUUCGAGAGGACCAUGUUAAGUACAUAAGUGAAUUAGCAAGAUACAGCAAUGAGGUCACCACAACUUACAAAGAGUCACGAACUGACUUGGAAAAUAAGGAAACUGCUGACUUGGCAUUAAGAGGAUUACAGCUUCUUUCAGAGUGGACAAGUGUUGUCACUGAAUUGUAUUCUUGGAAACUUCUUCAUCCAACUGAUCACCAUCAAAAUAAAGAAUGUCCCGUUGAAGCUGAAGAAUAUGAAAGGGCCACUCGGUACAAUUAUUCAGAUGAGGAGAAAUUUGCUCUGAUUGAAGUGAUAGCAAUGAUCAAAGGUUUGCAAGUAUUGAUGGCUCGAAUUGAGAGUGUUCUGCAGGAUGCUAUUCGGAGAACAAUCUAUUCUGAGCUUCAAGAUUUUAUCCAACUGAUGUUAAGAGAUCCCCUUCGUAAAGCUAUUAAGAACAAAAAAGACCUUAUAAGGAGCAUCCUUGUCUCUGUGCGUGAAACUUGUGCAGAUUGGCAAAGAGGAGUGGAGCCAUCGGGGGACCCAGCAUUGAAGGGAAAGAAAGAUCCUGAAAAUGGAUUUGGGAUUAAAGUUCCACGGCGCAAUGUUGGUCCGUCUUCUACACAGUUGUACAUGGUGCGAACCAUGCUGGAGUCUCUGAUAGCUGAUAAGUCAGGGGGGAAGCGCACUUUAAGGAAGGACAUUGAUGGCCAACACUUGAUUCAAAUUGAUCAGUUUCACAAGACUUCAUUUUAUUGGAGUCACCUUCUGAAUUUUAGUGAGUCCCUGCAGCAGUGCUGUGAUCUCUCUCAGCUUUGGUAUAGAGAGUUUUAUUUAGAAAUGACUAUGGGACGCCGGGUUUAUAAAUGCACUGUAAAGCAUCAACACAAUGAUGAGUGCAAUGACCUGAUAACAAUGGAAAAACGCAUUCAGUUCCCCAUUGAAAUGUCAAUGCCCUGGAUUUUGACUGAUCAUAUUCUGCGAACCAAGGACCCCUCUGUAAUGGAGUAUGUGCUGUACCCCUUAGACCUGUACAAUGACAGUGCACACUAUGCACUUACAGUUUUUCGAAAGCAAUUCUUGUAUGAUGAAGUUGAGGCUGAGGUGAACCUGUGCUUUGACCAGUUUGUGUACAAGUUGUCUGAACAGAUAUUUGCUCACUACAAGCAAAUGGCCAGCAGCAUCCUCCUGGACAAACGGUUCCGAGUGGAGUGUGUGGCGAUGGGUGCCUACAUACCAUACCCAAGAGCAAAUCGGUAUGAAACACUUUUGAAACAACGGCAUGUUCAGCUUCUUGGAAGAUCAAUUGACUUAAACAAACUCAUAACACAGCGUAUCAAUGCUGAUAUGCAUAAAUCUUUGGAUCUUGCCAUUAGCAAGUUUGAGGCAGGAGAUAUUACAGGGAUUGUGGAACUGGAUGGCUUACUAGAAGUCAAUCGCCUUGCUCACAAACUACUGUCACGAUUUCUGGCUCUUGAUGAGCAUGACGCAAUGUACCGGGAGGCAAAUCACAAUGUCCUUGCUCCAUAUGGAAGAAUCACUCUGCAUAUUUUUUGGGAGUUGAAUUAUGACUUUCUCCCUAACUAUUGUUACAAUGCUGCUACAAACAGAUUUGUCAAAUGCCGUGGUAUCCAGUUUACACAACCUGUGCAUAGAGACAAACCCCCUCAAAUGGCCCAUCACUAUCUGUGGGGAAGCAAACAGCUUAAUGUUGCUUACUCAACAGUUUUUGGGCAAUAUACAGGCUUUGUGGGACCCUACCAUUUUAGAACCAUGUGUCGCCUAUUGGGUUACCAGGGUAUAGCAGUGGUAAUGGAGGAGCUCCUGAAAAUAGUGAAAAGUCUCAUCCAGGGUAACUUGCUGCAAUUCACUAAGACUCUGAUGGACGCCAUGCCCAAGGUGUGCAAAUUGCCUCGUUACGAUUAUGGCUCCCCAGGAGUCCUGGGUUAUUAUCAUGCUCAGCUCAAUGACAUAGUUCAGUACCCUGAUGCUAAGACAGAGCUCUUUCACAAUUUUCGAGAGCUGGGAAACACAAUACUCUUUUGCUUGCUGAUGGAACAAGCACUGUCACAAGAGGAAGUGUGUGACCUACUACAUGCUGCGGCAUUUCAAAAUAUUCUUCCUCGGCCAUUUUGCAAAGAGGGAGAAAAGCCAGAGUUCAAGCAGAGAAGAUUGGAGGCUAAAUAUGGUUCAAUGCAGAUUGUUCCCAACAUUGAGCGUCUUGGAACAGCAAAGCAAGCCCUGAUAUCAAGAGAAGGGGACCUCUUGACUAGAGAACGCCUGUGCUGUGGUCUUUCUAUUUUUGAAGUUGUUCUUACAAGACUGAAAAGUUUCCUGGAUGAUCCCAUUUGGGUAGGACCCCCUCCAGCUAAUGGAGUUAUGAAUGUGGAUGAGUGUGCAGAAUUUCAACGUCUGUGGUCAGCUUUACAAUUUGUCUACUGCAUACCAGUUGGAGAUACAGAGUUCACUGUAGAGGAAUUGUUUGGUGAGGGGCUGAACUGGGCUGGUUGCACAAUGAUUGUCUUGCUGGGACAGCAACGUCGAUUUGAAGCUCUAGACUUCUGCUACCACAUUCUUAAAGUCCAAAGAGUUGAUGGUAAAGAUGAAAAUGUCAAAGGAAUUAAUUUGAAAAGGAUGGUUGAUAGAGUACGACGCUUUCAAGUACUCAACUCUCAGAUAUUUGCCAUUCUCAAUAAGUUCCUGAAAGGUAGUGAAGUGGACAACUCUUCCAUUGAACAUGUUCGCUGUUUCCCUCCUCCAGUUCAUCCAUCUAUGUCUCACUACCAACGAUCAGGCUCAGAUCACUAUGGUCAAAGUGGACACUAUUCUUAGUUACUAUUUAAUGACCAAGGUUCCUAUGCCAAUUUGUACUUAAUUUUCUAGAGGAGUGUUCUAAUUUUCCUAUAUUAUAUUUUCACAGAGUUGUAAUUGUUGUACACAAUUGUAUGCAUCAGUAUGCUUCCUAGUGGCCAUUUGAGAGUUAGUUAACCUUCAAUCAUUUUCCUAUUUUUGCCAAAGAAUAUUCGUGAAGAUACUCCAGGGACUGAGAAAUACUCUAUAUGCUUUUGGGGCAAUAUCUGUCUCAAUUCUUCAAUCUUCUUGUUACCUUCAUGAAUUUUCAUGAGUAUUUUUUGCAUUUAAUGUGAAUUACAAUUCUAUCACCUGUA
This is a messenger RNA of Thrips palmi, 4402 nucleotides long. Its product is annotated as cytoplasmic FMR1-interacting protein-like. Lineage: Eukaryota; Metazoa; Arthropoda; Insecta; Thysanoptera; Thripidae. Gene Ontology annotation, cellular component: SCAR complex; neuron projection; synapse. Bases 204 to 4067 code for a protein of 1287 amino acids. The transcript is spliced from 22 exons. Gene Ontology annotation, molecular function: RNA 7-methylguanosine cap binding; small GTPase binding. Gene Ontology annotation, biological process: regulation of actin filament polymerization; regulation of translation; cell morphogenesis. The record is from RefSeq and is a predicted model, not a curated record.